Molecule: messenger RNA, 2289 nt
Organism: Endocarpon pusillum Z07020
Lineage: Eukaryota; Fungi; Ascomycota; Eurotiomycetes; Verrucariales; Verrucariaceae
Exons: 1
Coding region: 1-2289 (762 amino acids)
Biological process (GO): iron ion transport; copper ion import; intracellular iron ion homeostasis
Cellular component (GO): plasma membrane
Molecular function (GO): ferric-chelate reductase activity
Source: RefSeq, a predicted model, not a curated record
AUGGUCGCAUUUGCGGAAGUGCUUCCCAAUGACGGGAACUUUAUUAUGGCUGCACAACAUGUGGCAUUGGACCUGGUGAAGAGGAUCAAGAUUCCCAUAAACAGUACAAGCCCACAAGGCCUUCGUGAUGCAAGCCAGCAAGAUCCUUGGGCGCAGUCGGGCAAGUAUGGUCUUGGAUGGGUAUAUCUGUCUAUCAUUCUGUUGCUGUUCGCCACAGCAUUACGAUGCUACCACCUUUGGGGAGACAAGAUUCGAACAGCACAGUAUAAAGAGGACGUGAUCAACUCAGCCACGGUCUUCUCACCUGAGCCGGAGUAUGAGUUGACCAGCGCCAGAACCUUCAGAUCGACGCAACGCUUCUUUCCCUCCAAUGGCAAGCUACCGGAGAAGCCUAAGGAGGAGUCCGCCAUAUCGACAAUAGCGCCACUAAACAACAUCGUGUCCCUGUUCAGGUGGAUCUUCUAUCGGCCAGUUCCAGCACUCAGAAUUGGAAGACUUUACAUCGUGUUUCCUUCACUAGGAGCUACAGCGGUCGUUGCCAUAUCUUUGAUCUUUUGCAUCCUGUACACCUUCGUACCCCAGCCAUUUUACUACAACAGCAUCAGCUAUGGCUCUCCACCCCUCGCAAUCCGAGCGGGUAUGAUCUCAGUAGCAAUGAUGCCAUGGAUUAUUGGUCUCAGCAUGAAGGUCAAUUUCAUCACAUUCCUAACAGGUAUUGGUCAUGAGCGUCUGAACGUGCUCCAUCGAUGGGGCGGAUACCUUUGCCUCCUGAUGGCACUGAUUCACACCAUUCCUUUCUAUAUCCAAGCGCAUCGAGACCGCGGCGGAUUUGAGACAUACAAGCUUUACUUCACACAACAAUAUUACAUCUUUACCACCGGUAUUGCCGCAUUAGUGCCAUUGGCCUUCCUCUGUAUCCAUUCCCUGCCCUUUCUGCGAACAUGGAUGUACGAGGUUUUUGUGGCGCUGCAUGUACCUGUCUCCAUGGUUUUUGUGGGAAUGCUCUUCUGGCAUUGCAACAAUUACCUUAGAUCUUGGAACUAUCUGUACGCCACUAUCGCGAUCUGGUUUCUGUCCUAUCUGUGUCGGCUAUUCUACCUCAACUGGACGAACCCAUUUCGAAUGUCGUGGCUGAUCGGUGAGGAGUCUGCAGUCACGCUUCUACCUGAAAAUGCUAUUAAAGUCACGAUCCCAACACAGAAAAAAUGGAAGCCAGGCCAGUAUGUUUACUUGAGGAUGCCGGGAAUCUCAUUCUUUGAGAAUCAUCCAUUCACAAUUGCAUCAUUAUGCAGUGACGACUUCCCAUCAGAGUAUGGUGAGGAAUAUCGGGAUAUGAUCUUGGUUUUCAGACCCUUCGGUGGCUUUACCAGGAAAGUCUACAAUACAGCUGUCGAGAAGGGACCUUACAAAACCUAUCGUGCCUUCAUCGAUGGUCCUUAUGGUGGUAUGCAGCGGGAGAUGGCCUCAUUCGAUCAAGUAGUUUUCUUUGCCGGUGGAAGUGGAAUUACUGCCAUAGCCAGCCAGCUACUGGACCUGAUCAAGCGAAUGCGGGACGGCAAGGCUGUCACAAAGACAGUACGCGUCAUCUGGGCACUUAAGAGGCCUGAGACCAUGGAGUGGUUUAAAGAAGAGCUCCGGAUUUGCAGGGAAUAUGCACCAGCAGAUUCUAUCCACUGUUCAUUCUUCAUAACAGCGUCCAAGCGCUACGACAAGGAACCAAAACCCAGCCGCUCAAGACCUCACAGCGACCUGCUCCAUGACAAGGUCAACGAUGUAUUUCAAGGGGUGGCAAGCAAGAGAAACUCUGCCCUUAUUAUGGCGGAUGCUAAUGGCGAUCCUGAUCGAGAACGGGAGCUAAGAGAUGAGAAUGAGGACAGUAUCACUGCUCUUCCACCAGUCUUCCUCGCUCCCCCUCGAUUUGCUGUUGGAGAGAAGCCGCGGAAAGCAUCGAAACGAAAAUCUCAGCCAGCUCCACCCCCUGCCGAAUCUAAGGUGUUUGACUUUGGGUUCCCUCAAACACCAACCAAAUUUCAAAAGAACCUCAUGCGCUUCGCCUUCCUGCCGACCACUCGGAGCGAUGGCUGGCGAACCGAGUACGGACGGCCGGACAUACCCUACGCGCUCAAAGAGCUUUCCAAAGACUUUGGUCGAAGGACUUGCAUUUUUGUGUGCGGACCUCCAAGCAUGAGGACAGAUGUUGCCAAUACAGUGGCCAAGCUCCAGCAUGACGUUUGGUCCGAUCCUGGCAAGGACGAGAUUUUCCUGCACGCUGAAAACUACGCGAUAUGA